Messenger RNA from Sorex fumeus (smoky shrew), 897 nucleotides. RefSeq names its product dual adaptor of phosphotyrosine and 3-phosphoinositides 1 (gene DAPP1). NCBI's taxonomy places the organism in Eukaryota, Metazoa, Chordata, Mammalia, Eulipotyphla, Soricidae. The transcript is spliced from 9 exons. Bases 2 to 847 code for a protein of 281 amino acids. The record is from RefSeq and is a predicted model, not a curated record.
GAUGGGCAGAGCCGGGCCUCCUGGAGGGGAUAUGAGUGACCAGGGCCCCGCGGGCCUCCGGGACGUGGACGGGGGCGGGGACGCCGAGCUGCUCCAGGACCUGGGGUGGUACCACAAAGCCCUGACACGCCACGCGGCCGAGGCCCUGCUGCUCUCCAAUGGCAUCGAUGGCAGCUACUUGCUCCGAGACAGCCAGGACCAGUCCAGCCUCUAUGCCCUGUCCGUCAGGGCAAAGGACUCUGUGAAGCACUUUCAUGUUGAAUAUACCGGAUAUUCUUUUAAAUUUGGCUUCAAUGAAUUUUCCUCUUUGACUGAUUUUGUCAAGCAUUUUGCAAACCAGCCUUUGAUUGGGAGUGAGACAGGGACCCUCAUCGUCCUGAGACACCCCUACCCCAGGAGUGUGGAGGAGCCGUCCAUCUACGAGUCGGUGCGCGUCCACACGGCCAUGCAGACGGGAAGGACUGAGAAUGACCUCGUGCCUACGGCGCCCUCGCUGGGCACCAAAGAAGGCUACCUCACCAAACAGGGAGGCCUGGUCAAGACGUGGAAAACAAGGUGGUUCACGUUGCACAGGAAUGAGCUGAAGUACUUCAAGGACCAGAUGUCUCCAGAGCCGAUUCGGACCCUAGACUUGACGGAAUGUUCGGCGGUGCAGUUCGAUUACUCGCAGGAAAGAGUGAACUGUUUCUGCUUAGUGUUCCCGUUCAGGACCUUCUAUCUCUGUGCAAAGACAGGCGUGGAGGCCGACGAGUGGAUCAAGAUCCUGCGCUGGAAGCUGUCUCAAAUCCGGAAACAGCUUGACCAGAGGGAAGGAACCGUCCGGUCCCAGUCGUUCAUCUUCAAAUAGCCGUUCCUGCCUCCAGGCUGGCCGCAGGCCCCACCCCCAUCUCCAGCCCC